Balearica regulorum gibbericeps (East African grey crowned-crane) is the source of this 5512-nucleotide messenger RNA. NCBI's taxonomy places the organism in Eukaryota, Metazoa, Chordata, Aves, Gruiformes, Gruidae. The record is from RefSeq and is a predicted model, not a curated record.
GUGUAUAUCAAAGUUAUAGACACAAAUAAUCACAGGCCUCAGUUUUCUGCUUCAAAAUAUGAAGUUGUAAUACCUGAAGACACCGUACCAGAGACAGAAAUUCUGCAAGUCAGUGCCACAGACAGAGAUGAGAAGAAUAAACUGAUUUAUACUAUGCAGGGCAGCACUGAUCCCAUCAGUCUUAAAAAAUUUCGUCUGGACCCUGGAACUGGCUCUCUUUAUACUUCAGAAAAACUGGAUCAUGAGACCAUGAACCAGCAUAUUCUAACAGUAAUGGUUCGAGAUCAAGAUGUUCCAGUAAAGCGCAACUAUGCUAGAAUCAUCAUUAAUGUUAGCGACACAAAUGAUCAUGCUCCAUGGUUCACCAGCUCUUCCUAUGAAGGACGAGUGUAUGAGUCAGCAGCUGUUGGAUCAGCAGUACUCCAGGUUACAGCAUUAGAUAAGGACAAAGGAAAAAAUGCAGAAAUUGUGUACUCUAUUGAAUCAGGGAAUAUUGGAAAUUCCUUCUUUAUAGAUCCCAUUUUGGGUAUGAUUAAAAUUGCAAAGGAACUAGAUCGUAAUAACCGGGAAGAAUACAACCUGAUGGUAAAAGCUACAGACAAAGGAGAUCCUCCAAUGAGUGAAGUGACCUCUGUGCAUAUAUUUGUUACAGUUUCAGAUAAUGCCUCACCAAAAUUCACAGCCAAAGAAUAUUCUACAGAAAUCAGUGAAAGUGCCAGCAUUGGCAGUUUUGUUGGAAUGGUUACAGCAUACAGUCAGUCUUCCGUAGUUUAUGAAAUAAAAGAUGGUAAUAUAGGUGAUGCCUUUGCUAUCAACCCGAACUCAGGUGUCAUUGUUUCUCAGAAGACACUUGAUUUUGAAACUUUGCCUGUUUACACUCUAACUGUGCAGGGCACAAACAUGGCUGGCUUGUCCACUAAUGCAACAGUUUUGGUACAUCUUCGGGAUGAGAAUGACAAUACACCAAUUUUUAUGCAAGCUGAAUAUACAGGACUCAUCAGUGAAUCAGCUUCAAUUAACAGCGUGGUUCUGACUGACAAGAAUAUCCCAUUAGUAAUUCGAGCUACAGAUGCCGAUAAAGAAUCUAAUGCUUUGCUUGUUUAUCAAAUUGUUGAACCAUCUGUCCGCAAGUAUUUUGCCAUUGAUUCUAGCACUGGUGCCAUUCGGACAGUAAUGAGUCUAGACUAUGAGGAGACAAAUAUUUUCCACUUUUCAGUGCAAGUACAUGAUAUGGGGAUACCACAUUUAUAUGCAGAAUAUGCAGCUAAUGUUACUAUUUAUGUAAUUGACAUCAAUGAUUGCCCUCCUGUGUUUUCAAGAGAGUUGUAUGAGACAUCUAUUUUGGUUCCAACCUAUAAAGGCGUGAAAGUCAUAACCGUAAAUGCCACUGAUGCUGAUUCAGGCAUUUUUUCACAAUUAAUUUAUUCCAUUAUUGAAGGCAACAUUGGAGAAAAAUUUUCAAUAAACCCUAAGAAUGGAGAUAUAAUGGUACAAAAUACGACUCAGUUAAGAAGCAGAUAUGAAUUAACAGUGAGAGCAUCUGAUGGCAGAUUUGCAAGCACUGCGUCUGUAAAAAUUAAUGUGAAAGAAAGUAAGGCAAGCCCACUGAAGUUCACACAGAGUUCUUACUCUGCCACAGUGCAGGAGAAUUCCACAGAAGCAAAAACAAUAGCUGUUGUUACUGCUAUAGGGAAUCAAAUAAAUGAGCCUUUGUUUUACCAUAUUCUAAAUCCAGACAGCAGAUUUAAAAUAAGUCCAACUUCAGGAGUCCUUUCAACAACAGGAAUACCAUUUGAUCGUGAACAGCAGAAAGAAGUGACAGAAGAAUAUAAACCGUCAGUUGUUGCACACAUUGUAGUUAAAGUCACAGUGGAAGAUGUAAAUGAUAAUGCUCCAUUUUUUGUCAAUCUUCCAUAUUAUGCUGUUGUUAAAGUAGAUUCUGAAGUAGGUCAUGUUAUUCAACACGUCACUGCAGUAGAUAAAGAUACAGGCAGAAAUGGAGAGGUGCAUUACUAUCUCAAAGAACAUCAUGAACACUUCCAAAUUGAUCCCACUGGUGAAAUCUCACUGAAGAAGAAGUUCGAACUAGACACGCUAAAUAAGGAGUAUCUCGUCACAGUAGUGGCAAAAGAUGGAGGAGACCCUGCUUUUUCUGCUGAAGUUAUAGUCCCAAUCACAGUUAUGAGUAAAGCUAUGCCAGUUUUCGAAAAGCCUUUCUACAGUGCAGAGAUACCAGAAAACAUUCAGCUCCAUAGUCCUGUGGUACAUGUACAAGCAAACAGCCCGGAAGGACUUAAGGUGUUUUACAGCAUCACAGAUGGAGAUCCUUUCAAUCAGUUCACAAUCAACUUCAACACCGGAGUUAUAAAUGUUGUUGCCCCUCUUGACUUUGAGUCUCAUCCAGCCUACAAACUCAGUAUUCGAGCAACAGACUCCCUAACUGGGGCACAUGCUGAUGUGUUUGUAGACAUAAUAGUGGAAGACAUCAAUGAUAAUCCUCCUGUGUUUACAGAGCAGUCUUACACUGCAACCCUUUCUGAGGCAUCUGUCAUUGGAACGUCUGUUGUACAAGUGAGUGCUACAGAUGCCGAUUCUGGAACAAACAGGGGAAUUUCCUAUCACUUGGUGGAGGAUAAUAGUGAAAGUCAUGACUACUUCCACAUAGACAGCAGCACUGGACUCAUUCUUACAGCAAGAACUUUAGACUAUGAACAAAUUAAACAACACAAGUUACUAGUAAGGGCCAUAGAUGGGGGCAUGCUGCCCUUGAGCAGUGAUACCAUUGUAACUGUUGAUGUAACCGAUCUCAAUGAUAACCCCCCUCUUUUUAACCAGUUGCUUUAUGAAGCUAAAAUUAGUGAACUGGCACCCCGAGGGCAUUUCGUGACAUGUGUGCAAGCCUCAGAUGCAGAUAGUUCGGACGUUGACAAGCUGGAGUACUCCAUUCUGACAGGCAACGACCAGAAGAAUUUUGUAAUUGACGGUAAAACUGGCAUUAUCACCAUCUCAAACCUACGCAGGCAGACUUUAAAGUCACACUAUCAUCUUAAUGUGUCUGUUUCUGAUGGGGUCUUCAGAAGUUCAGCCCAAGUCCAUAUAACUGUAACCAGUGCCAAUAUGCACAGUCCUGUUUUCAGCCAGAAUGAAUAUGAGGUUGAACUAGCUGAAAAUGCUCCAUUGCAUACUUUGGUGACUGAAGUUAAAGCAACAGAUGAAGAUUCUGGUACUUACGGCCACAUCACUUACCACAUUGUGAAUGACUUUGCCAAAGACAGAUUUUAUACAAAUGAGAGAGGGCAGAUAUAUACCUCUGAAAAGCUUGACCGUGAAACACAAGCAGAAAAAGUAAUUGCCAUUAGUUUAAUGGCCAAAGAUUCAGGAGGAAAAGUUGCUUUCUGUACUGUUAACGUAAUACUUACAGAUGACAAUGAUAACGCUCCUCAAUUCCGAGCAACAGAGUAUGAAGUAAAUAUUGGAUCUGAUGUUCCACGGGGUACUUCUGUCAUUAAAGUUUGGGCAUCUGAUGCUGAUGAGGGUACAAAUGCAGACAUCACGUAUGCUAUUGAAGCAGAGUCUGAAAAUGUUAAAGAGAAUUUAGAAAUUGAUUCGUUGUCUGGUAUAAUUACUACAAAAGAAAGCUUAAUUGGUUUAGAAAAUGAGUUUCUCACCUUCUUUGUUAGAGCAGUCGAUGGUGGAUCCCCCAAAAAAGAGUCAGUUGUUCCUGUCUAUGCUAGAAUACUCCCACCAGAAGUGCCUCUUCCAAAAUUUUCAGAGCCGUUUUAUUCUUACACGGUUUCUGAGGACAUUCCAAUUGGGACUGAGAUAGAUGUUAUCAAAGCAGAGCAUAAUCUGACUUUAGUAUAUAGUCUGAUUAGAGGGAACACUCCUGAAAGCAACAGAGAUGAUUUUUUUGUGAUUGACCGACAGACUGGAGAGUUGAAACUUGACAAGAGUCUUGAUCAUGAAACGACUAAAUGGUACCAGUUCUCAGUUCAAGCACAGUAUGCAAAUGAAGAUUAUAAUGUUGUUUCCUCAGUAGAGGUAAGCAUUCAGGUAAAAGAUGCAAAUGAUAACAAACCAGUUUUGGAGUCCAAUCCAUAUGAAGCAUUCAUUGUAGAAAACAUGCCACCUGGAACAAGAGUCAUCCAGGUGAAAGGAACUGACUUAGAUUCAGGACUCAAUGGGCAGGUUACUUACAGCCUGGAUCCUUCUCAAGAACUAGACAUUAUAGAGUCUUUUGCCAUAAACAUGGAAACUGGCUGGAUUACCACUCUCAAAGAACUCGAUCAUGAGAAACGAGACAAAUACAAAAUCACAGUGGUUGCAUCUGAUAGGGGUGAAAAAAUUCAACUGUCUUCUAUGGCUGUGGUUGAAGUUACUGUUACGGAUGUAAACGACAAUCCUCCACGCUUUACUGCAGAGAUAUAUAAAGGAACAGUCAGUGAGGAUGACCCUCCUGGUGGGGUAAUUGCCAUCUUGAGUACAACUGAUGCUGAUACAGAAGAAGCCAACAGACAAGUCUCUUACUACAUUACAGGAGGUGAUCCCUUGGGACAGUUUGCUAUUGAAAAUAUACAGAAUGAAUGGAAAGUCUAUGUCAAAAAGCCUCUGGACAGGGAAGAAAAGGAUAAUUACCUUCUAAAUAUUACAGCUACUGAUGGGACCUUUGCAACUAAAGCUGUGGUGGAGGUUAAAGUCCUUGAUGCUAAUGAUAAUAGUCCUGUUUGCGAAAAGGCUUUAUACACUGAUUCUGUUCCUGAGGACGCCCUUCCUGGCAAACUGAUCAUGCAGGUAUCUGCUACAGAUGCAGAUAUUCGUUCCAAUGCAGAAAUUACUUAUACACUGCAUGGCACAGGAGCAGAAAAAUUCAGACUCGCUCCAGACACAGGUGAACUGAAAACAUUAAUGCCACUUGAUCGUGAGCAGCAAGCAGUUUAUUAUCUUCUAGUGAAAGCCACAGAUGGAGGAGGAAGAUUCUGUCAAGCUAAUAUUAUUCUGACUCUGGAAGACGUGAACGAUAAUGCCCCAGAGUUUACAGCUGAUCCUUACUCCAUUACAGUAUUUGAAAACACAGAGCCUAAAACCCUUUUGACAAGAGUGCAGGCAACAGAUGCAGAUGCAGGGAUGAAUCAUAAAAUCCAUUAUUCACUGGUGAACUCUGCAGAGGGCCAGUUCUCUAUUGAUGAAUUCUCUGGAAUCAUUCGGUUGGAGAAGGCUUUGGAUCGGGAAUUACAAGCUGUGUACACUCUAAUUUUGAAGGCUACAGAUGAAGGUUUACCCAGAAGACUGUCUUCAACAAGUAGUCUUAUAGUUUCUGUUUUGGAUAUAAAUGAUAAUCCACCUGUAUUUGAGCAUAGGGAGUAUAGUGCAAGUGUAUCAGAAGACAUUUUGGUAGGAACUGAAGUUCUCCAGAUCUAUGCUGCAAGCAGGGACAUUGAAGCCAAUGCUGAAAUCACAUACUCGAUAGUAAGUGGGAACGAACAUGGAAAAUUCAGCAUCGAUUCAACAACAG